Symbiodinium necroappetens is the source of this 675-nucleotide messenger RNA. NCBI's taxonomy places the organism in Eukaryota, Dinophyceae, Suessiales, Symbiodiniaceae. The record is from the annotation of a GenBank genome assembly.
AUGGCCGCACAAGCUCGGCUGGGCGGCACCUCCAAAGGCAGUUCUUUAGAGGAAGCCAAGGCUCGUGCUGCCAGCCGCACCGCCAGCCGUGCGGCCGCGGAGGCGGAAGGUGCGCGAGCUGCAGGGCAGCUGGCGGCACGAGCCAAAGGACCCCUGCCGCAGAGCGCGGCAGAUCUGCAGACAGAAACCACAGGUCACUUGUUGGCCACUCUGCAGAUGAAGCUCAAGGAGCUAGAUGAUGAGGUGAAGGACGACGAGAGAGGUGCCGAGGAGUUGCGCCGACAUCUGAAGCGAUUGCAGCAGGAGCACGCCGAAAUUAAGAAGGCCAGAGACCGGGCGGCGGCGCUGGUCGAAGGCUACGAGGCCGGCUCCAUGACCUUUGACAAGGAGUACAGCAAGCUGAUGGACAGCUCGGAUGAGACGUACAAGAUGGUGCGGACCAAGCACAAGGAGGCCAUUGGCAUUCUGGAAAAGGAGGACACCUUUGCGUACCACCCUGCCUACAAGAGGCCAACUGACAAGUUUGAAGCAGCGUAUUUCACCCCGACGCCUCUCAAGAAGGCCGAGGAGAAGAAGAGCCCUGCGCAGAUCAAGCUGGAGCGAAUGCGAAAGCAAGGAACACUCUCGCAGGUCGGCUCCAAUGCCGUGGGCGCAGCAUCCUCCAGUGUCCGCCCG